Oryctolagus cuniculus (rabbit) is the source of this 9345-nucleotide messenger RNA. NCBI's taxonomy places the organism in Eukaryota, Metazoa, Chordata, Mammalia, Lagomorpha, Leporidae. The record is from RefSeq and is a predicted model, not a curated record.
AUGGACGGGAACAAGGGCAAGGCCUGCCAGCGCCCUGCGAGACCCGGGCGGCCAGCCUCGGAGGAGCAGGAGUCGGGGUCGGCCAGCGCAGACGGCGCUCCCAGCAGGGGACGCGGCCCCGGCCGCAGCAAGACCCGCAAGGCGAGAGCCCCCAAGGAGCCCGACCCCGCCGGGGGCCACAGGACGCCCCCCGAGGAGGGGGACAGCAGCUGCGGGCGGCCAGCGGGUGGGCCGCCCCCAGAAGCGCAGGACAGGCGAGGCAGCGGGCGUCGGGGUCGCGGGCCAGGGGAGAGCCGUGGGGGGCGCCAGGCGGUGGAGGUGGAGGAAGAGGAGGAAGAUGGCCUCCGAGGAGCGCCGCGGAGAGGCAAGCGCACCCGCCGCAGGAGGAAAGGCACCGGGCGGGGACCUUCUGCCCGUCGGGGCCGCCCAGAGACCCGGAGCCUGGAUGGGCACACGUCGGGCGGGGACGCGGGCAGCUCCUGCCCGGACAGCGGCAGCCAGGGAGGCAGGGCCUCGGAGAGGCGGCCUGGGUCGGAGCCGACGGACUCCGAGGGGGCCCAACUCGGGCGGGGGUUAGGGCCGCAGCCGGGGCAGCGCCCGGGCAGCGACGAGCGGAGCGGCGGGAAGGGACGGCCGCGGGCGCGACCCCAGGGAGCGAGCGGGGAUUCCGGGACAGGCACCGACUCCAACCAGGACGGGGCCGCCCCGGGAACGCCGAGCCCGGCCUCUGAGGCCCAGGAGGCCGCCAGCUCCCCGGAGGGCAACGGCGGGUGCGUCCCCAGCGGCUCGCGGGCCCCUGGGGCCCCUGGGCCGGCGCAAGACCCCAGCGACGACGGGGCGCAGCCCGAGACGGGGCCACAGGACCCCGAGCCGGCAGGAGCCGAGGAGCCGACGGCCGGGGCGCAGCACCGCCGGGAGGGCAAGGAGGUGGCGGCGGAGGGCGAGCCCCAGGCGGUCGCUGCGCGGGGGGACCGGCCGGGGGUCGCAGCGCCGCUGGCCGCCGUCGCGGUGCUCCGCAGGCUCCGCGCGAGGUCCCCGCCCAGCCCCGCUCCCCAGGCCGCGGGUCCGCGCCGCGCCAGCCUCAAGGAGCGGGUGCUGCGCGUGGUGCGCGCUCUGGGACUCGUGCGGUGGCUGCGGCGACGACUCCCGCGGGCCGCGGGCGAGGGCGCCGUUUGGCUCUGCUGCCUGGAGGGUCUCACGCGGCUGGGGGCGGCGCCCCGGACGCCCCCCGGCGGCGGCUCGAGCUCCCCACAGGAGGCCCACGGCGAGGACCCGACUCCGGACCCCAAGUUCGCUGUGGUGUUCCCCAGAAUCCACGGGGCGGGGGAGGCGACGAGCAGCCGGAGCUGCCCAGAAGCGCCCGGGGACGCCGACCGCGGGCAGGACUGGCCGUCCGCAGGGGCUGCGGGGGACAGUGGGGAGGGGGCGACUGGCCCCCGCCGCGACUCUCUCCUCGCCUCGACUCCCCGCAGCGGGUCCCCCGUCGACGCGGGCGGCGCCAGCAGCGAGACUGCGGUGCACUGGGCGCGGGGCGCGGGGCCCCGCCAGGACCCGGGUCUCGGCCCGGACCCGCUGCUGCCCCGGCUCACUUUGGAGACGCGCCUGCGCGGGGAGAGGAGCGCGGGGUCCCGCGGGCCGCCCAGGGGGCGGUGGGAGCCGGAGGACGAGGCCGAGGCGGCGCUGGAGAGGAGCCUGGAGCUGAGUCUCGGGCAGGGCCCAGAGGGCCUGGAGGACACCGAGGACCUGGCCCGGCUCCGGCUGGUGUGCGACAGCUCCGUGCUUCUGUGCCUCAAGAAGAGGUUCCACCUGGGCCGCAUCUACACCUUUGGGGGGCCCCUGCUGCUGGCUCUGAACCCCCGCCGGCCCCUGCCUCUCUUCUCACCUGAGGUCCUGGCCAGCUACCACCCCAGGAAGACACCCAACACUGCCCCACACGUCUUUGCCGUGGCGGCAGCAGCCUACCGCCUGUCUCAGAACCCUGGCCAGGACCCCUGCAUCCUCCUGGUGGGGCACAGCGGCUCCGGAAAGACGGAAGCCGCCAAGAAGAUGGUGCAGUUCCUAAGCGGCCUGGGGCAGGAGCAGACGAGGGACGGGGCGUCCCAGCUAAGCCAGGUGCUGCCCGUGCUCAGCAGCUUCGGCCACGCCAAGACCGUCCUCAACGCCAAUGCCAGCCGCUUCGGCCAAGUCCUGCGGCUCUGCCUGCGGGACGGGGUCGUCGUGGGCGCGUCUGUGUCACACUAUCUGCUCGAGACCUCCCGGGUGGCGUUUCAGGCCCAGGCCGAGCGGAGCUUCCAUGUGUUCUAUGAGCUGCUGUCAGGGCUGGACCACACGGCCCGGGAGCGGCUUUCCCUGCAGGCACCGGAAACCUACUACUUCCUCAACCAGGGCCGGGCGUGCAGGCUUCGGGGCAAGGAGGACGCCCAAGACUUCACAGCGCUGGCCAGGGCCCUGCAGCUUUUGGGCCUGAGCCCCGAGGAGCUGGCCGCCGUCUGGGCCGUGCUGGCCGCCACCCUGCACCUGGGCAACAUCUGUUUCUGCUCCUCCGAGAGGGAGUCCCAGGAGGUGGCCGCUGUGGCCAGCUGGGCCGAGAUCCACACGGCAGCCCGGCUGCUGCAGGUGCCGCCAGAGCACCUGGAGGGGGCUGUCACCAGGAGGGUCGUGGUAAGCUGCAGGUCCUGGCUGGGGGCAGGAGGGGGAGCAGGGGCAGGGCUUGGACCACCUGCAGGCCGGGCACACACCGGCACCUUCUCUGGCCUCCAGGAAACAGCCUACGGCCAGGUCUCAAGAUCCCUGCCCGUGGAAAGCGCCAUGGAGGCCAGGGACGCCCUGGCCAAGGACCUGUACUCGCGGCUCUUCCGCUGGCUGCUGCGGAGGGCGAAUGCGUGGCUGGCAGCCCCCGGGGACAGAGGCCGCCUGCGCACCAUCACUGUCGUGGACGCCUAUGGCUUUGAGGCCCUGCGGGUGAACGGCCUGGAGCAGCUGUGCAACAACCUGGCCAGCGAGCGCCUGCAGCUCUUCUCCAGCCGGAAGCUGCUGGCCCAGGAGGAGGAGGAGUGUCAGCGGGAGCUGCUGCCAUGGGUGCCCGUCGCUCAGCCACCAAGGGAGUCCUGCGUGGACCUCCUGGUGGGCCAGCCCCACAGCCUCCUGACUGUCCUGGACGCCCAGACAUGGCUGUCCCAGGCCACGGACCACACCUUCCUCCAGAAGUGCCACUACCACCACAGCAGUCACCCCGGCUAUGCCAAGCCCCAGCUGCCUCUGCCCGUCUUCACCGUGCGCCAUCACGCCGGGAGUGUCACCUACCAGGUUCACAAAUUUCUACACAGAAACCGGGACCACCUGGACCCGGCCGUGAGGGACGUCCUCGCCCGCAGCCAGCUGCAGCUGGUGGGCAGCCUCUUCCAGGAAGCGGAGCCCCAGGCGGAGGGCGGAGCAGGCAAACCCACGCUGGCCUCGCGCUUCCGCCAGUCCCUGGGGACCCUGCUGGCUGAGCUGGGCAGGAGCCACAUCUAUGUCGUCCAGUGCCUCGACCCCAACCCCGGAAAGAUCCCGGGCCUCUUUGAUGUGUGCCAUGUGGCAGAGCAGCUGCGCCAGGCGGCCAUCCUGGAGGCCGUGGGCACCCGCAGCGCCCACUUCCCCGUGCGGGUGCCCUUCCAGGUCUUCCUGGCCAGGUUCCGGGCCCUGGGGACCUGGGGGCAGGAGGAAGCCCCUGACCGGGAGAGGUGUGGCACCAUCCUGAGCCAGGUGCUGGGGGCCGAGUCCCCGCUCUGUCACCUCGGAACCACCCAGGUUCUGCUGCAGGAGGAGGGCUGGCAGCUGCUGCAGCGUCUCAGGACCCAGCGGCGCUCCCAGGCCCUGCACGCCCUGCGCCGCAGACUCCGUGCCUGCGUGUCCCGCCAGCGGCUCCGCCUCCUGCUCCGGACGCAGGCUUGCGUGCGUGGGCUCCAGGCCAGGAAGCGCUACCUGCGGCGGCGGGCAGCCCUGGGACGCCUGCACUCCCUCCUGCUGCUGGCGCGGCCCCUGCUCCGGAGACGGAGACGCCAGAGGCUGCAGCUUGGACACUGGAGUGGCCGGCACAGCGGCCAGGACUCUGGGGAAAUGCUGAGCGAGGAGCUAGGGCGGCUGGAGAUCCCGGCUGAGCUGGCCGCCACCCUGAGGACAGCGAAAGGCCACCUGGCCGGCCUGGCCGGGAGCAUCACGGAGUGCCUGCCGCCUGAAGUCCCUGCCCGGCCCCGCCUGGCCCUCCCGCCGGACAUCGACCAGUUCCCCUUCUCCAGCUUCAUCGCCACCAGUUUUCAGGAGCCGUCCCUGCCCAGCCCAGGGCAGCCACUGGCCAGGCCCCUGACCCGCCUGGAUGCUGAGAACUCUGAGCCGGCCCUGGACAUCAACAGGGUGAUGCUGCGGCUACUGGGGGACGGAUCCCUGCCCCCCUGGCAGGAGCAGGCCAUGGGCUUGUACCUGGUGCGGCAGGGCCAGCGCUGCCCAGGGCUCCGGGAUGAGCUCUUCAGCCAGCUGGUGGCCCAGCUCUGGCACAACCCAGACGAGCAGCAAAGCCAGCGAGGCUGGGCCCUCAUGGCUGUCCUGCUCAGUGCCUUCCCCCCGACGCCUGCCCUGCAGAAACCGCUGCUCAAGUUCGUGUCUGACCAGGCCCCCCAGGGCAUGGCGGCGCUGUGUCAGCACAAGCUCCUGGGGGCCCUGGAGCAGACGCCGCUGGCCCCCGGGGCCGCACGGGCCCAUCCCCCUACCCAGCUCGAGUGGACGGCCGGAUGGCGGCGGGGCCGCAUGGCGCUGGACGUGUUCACCUUCAGUGAGGAGAGCUACUCAGCCGAGGUGGAGUCCUGGACCACAGGGGAGCAACUGGCUGGGUGGAUCCUGCAGAACAGAGGCCUGGAGGCGCCCCCUCGUGGCUGGUCUGUGUCACUGCACUCUGGGGACACCUGGCAGGACCUGGCUGGCUGCGACAUUGUGCUGGACCUCAUCGGCCAGACCGAGGACCUGGGGGACCCAGCCCAACCCCAAGGCUACCCCAUAACCCCCCUUGGCCUAGCCGAGGACAUCCCCCCUGCCCCUGGUGUCCAGGCCCCCACACUGCCCCCAGGCCUCCCUCCAGGUCCAGCUCCAACACUGCCCGGCACGGGACACGCAGGGGAGGCCCGGACGCCGGGGAGCCUGGAGGGCUUUCUGGACCACCUCUUCGAGCCGGUCUUCUCCCCGGGAGGCAGCGACCUGGAGCAAGGCUGGGCUCUGAGCGGCCGCAUGAAGGGAGGGGGUGGCAUCGGGACCCCGCAGCAAGCCUACCCCUUCGUGUACCCAGGGGUGGUGCAGAUGCCUGGGUACCAGCCGGCCAUGAUACCUGCACCCUUGUCCAUGAUGCCAGCGAUGGGCACAGUCCCCACCAUGCCAGCCAUGAUGGUGCCGCCACAGCCGCAGCCGCUGCUCCCCAGCCUGGACACGAGGCAGCUGGCGCAGCAGCAGCAGACCUUCAUCAACCAGCAGGCGAUGCUCUUGGCCCAGCAGAUGACCACGCAGGCCAUGAGCCUGUCCCUGGAGCAGCAGGCCCAACAGCGCCAGCGCCAGGCGCAGGCCUCCAGGGACGCCGCCCAGGACCCACCCCCCGCCGUCACCCCAAAGCCCAAGAAGCCCCCUACUCCCCGGGUGGAGCCAAAGCGGGAUCCGGAGCCCAUGGGCGCCAGCUUGAGGGACGAGGACUCGGAAGACUCCCCGGACGGGCCCCUGUACCCCAAGAGCUUCCAGCAGAAGCGGGACUAUUUCCAGAAGAUGGGGCAAGAGCAAAUCAGGGUGAAAACCAUGAAGCCUCCAGCCAAGAUCCGGAUCCCACAGCAGGAGGAGGAGGAGGAGGAAGGGGAGGAGGAGAAAGGAGAGGACGUGGGAGCAGUGCCGGCCCCUCCUCCUCCCCCAGGAGGGAAGGAGCCCCUGCAACGAGGCAGGGACAAAGCUGCCAACGAGGCCGAGCCAGAGCCGGAGGAGAAGGCGGGGCCGGCCCCCCCUCGUCCCCCAGGAGGGAAGGAGCCCCUGCAACGAGGCAGGGACAAAGCUGCCAACGAGGCCGAGCCAAAGCCAGAGGAGAAGGCGGGGCCGGCCCAGGGCAGGAGGCCCACGGUGCGCAACUUGAACGGCACGUCCCAGCGGCCAGAACCUAGCAGGGAAAUCCGCAACAUCAUCCGGAUGUACCAGAGCCGCCCGGGGCCGGUGCCUGUGCCCGUACAGCCAUCCAGGACCCCCAAAGCCUUCUGGAAGAAAAACGACCCCAAGGACGAGGCUCUGGCCAAACUGGGGAUCAACGGUACCCACUCCCCCCCCUCGACGCUGUCCCCCAGCCUAGGGAAGGCGCCCCCACCGGCUGUGGCUCCACGGCCCAAGGAUGCCCCCCGGCCCGGGCCCUCCAGCUCCAUCCGGGAGAAGCAGGAGCCCCUCCGGGACCUGUUCAGCCAUACCCUGCCCGCUGCCCAGGCACUCCCUCCUCCACCGGCACCCCCCUUGCCUCCACCUGUGGACCCCGGGACCCCAGCGGCAGAGCCUCAUGUCACCUCGCCUGAGGGCCCGCACCCCUCCCACCCCCGCCCCCGCGACUUGCCGGAGCCCAUGAGGGACCAGGGGUUCUCCACCCGGCUGCUGGUGCCUUCCGGCAGCGUGUGCUUCUCCUACGCCAGCGCCCCCUGGAGGCUGUUCCUGCGCAAGGAGGUGUUUUACCCCCGGGAGGCCUUCAGCCACCCCUACGGCCUCAAACUCCUCUGUGAGCAGAUCCUGCGGGACACCUUUGCCGAGUCCUGCACCCGAAUCUCCCAGGAGGAGCGGUCCAAGAUGAAGGACCUGCUGGGACACUUGGAGGUGGGUCUGGACUCCCUCAGCACCGCCGAAGACAGCGUCAGGAAGCGCAUCGUGGUGGCCGCCCGGGACAACUGGGCCAAUUACUUCUCCCGCAUCUUCCCCGUCUCGGGUGGGAACGGCAGCGACGUGCAGCUGCUGGGCGUGUCCCACCGGGGGCUGAGGCUGCUCAAAGUGACCCAAGGCCCCAGCUUCCGCCUGGACCAGCUGAAGACACUCUGCUCCUAUAGCUUUGCCGAGGUGCUGGGCGUGGAGUGCCGGGGCGGCUCCAGCCUGGAGCUGUCGCUGAAGAGUGAGCAGCUGGUGCUGCGCUCGGCCCGGGCCAAGGCCAUCAAGGCCAUGGUGGAGCUAUUCCUGAGUGAACUCAAGAAGGACUCUGGCUAUGUCGUCGCCCUGCGUAGCUACAUCACCGAUGACAGCAGCCUGCUCAGCUUCCACCGCGGGGACCUCAUCAAGCUGUUGCCGGUGGCCACUCUGGAACCGGGCUGGCAGUUUGGCUCCACCAAGGGCCGCUCUGGGCUUUUCCCUGCUGACCUGGUACAGCCGGCUGCGGCGCCUGACUUCUCCUUCUCGGAGCAGGGGAGCAGCCGCUGGCGCAAGAGCCAGCUGCCGCUGGGGGAGCCGGGGCUGGCGCAGUGGAGCAGGGUCUCGGAGCGCCCUGCACAUCGCCGGAGCCAGGCAUUCAGCGACGACUCGGAGGCCACCAGCCUGCCCUCCUCUGUGGCCUACUCUUCCCUGUCCGCUGACCCCCACAACUACACCAUGCAGGAAUUCGCCCUGCGUUACUUCCGGAAGCCGCAGACCCCGCUGGACCUGACAGGUGAGGGGAAGGCCAGAGCCAGCCUGGUGCAGUACACCAAGGUGCCCAUCCAGGAGUCACUCAUCAGCUUUAAGGACGAGGACACGAGCAGGCAAGCCGUGGCAAGCUUCCAGGCUCUGAUGCAGUUUAUGGGGGACCAGUCUAAGCGCCGGGGCAAGGACGCGGUGAACCUGCUCUAUGAGCUGCUGAAGUUGUCCGGUGAGGAGAACCUCAGGGAUGAGAUUUACUGCCAGGCCAUCAAGCAGGUCACAGGACACCCCCGGCCGGAGCGCUGCGCGCGAGGCUGGAGCUUCCUCAGCCUCCUCACGGGCUUCUUCCCGCCGUCCACCACGCUGAUGCCCUACGUGACCAAGUUCCUGCAGGAUUCGGGCCCUGGCCAAGAGCUGGCCCGGAGCAGCCAGAAGAACCUGCAGCGCACAGUCAAAUACGGCGGUCGCCGGCGCCUGCCCCCUCCGAGUGAAAUGAAGGCUUUCCUGAAGGGACAGGUGGCCCGCCUGCUUCUCAUUCACCUGCCUGGGAAUGUGGAUUACAAGACGAACAUCGAGACGUUCACGGUGGCAGCGGAAGUGCUGGAGGAGCUGUGCGGGCAGAUGGGCAUCAGUGACCCCCAGGAACUGCAGGAGUUUGCCCUCUUCCUCAUCAAAGGGGAAGGCGAGCUGGUGCGGCCCCUCUGGCCCCAUGAGUACCUCAACAGCGUGCUGGUGCACCAGAAAGUGAGCCUGCACAGCCGGCGGCUUGGCUGGGAGACCCCACUGCACUUCGAUAACUCCACCUACAUCAGCACCCACUUCAGCCAGGUGCUGCGGGACUACCUCCAGGGGAAACUGAUGGUCAGCGCCCAGGCGGACGCCCAGCUGGCCAGGCUGGCUGCCUUCCAGCACCUUGGCAAGGCUGACAAGAACCCCCCGUCAGAGCAGGAACUGCUGACCUACAUCCCGAAGCUGCUGCACUGGCAGGUGGACGUGGCCGCUGUGAGGAGUCUGAUGGGGCAGGAGCUGCAGAAGCUGCAAGGACACAGCUCGCAAGAAGCCCAGAUCAGCUUCAUCAAGGCCACGAGCCAGCUGCCCCUCUUCGGCCACACUGUCUACGUGGUGCAGCGAGUGAGCAACCUGGCCCUCCCCGGACCUGCCCUUCUGGGGCUCAACCGCCAGCACCUCCUCCUGCUGGACCCCGGCUCCCAGAAAACGUGUGGCUCCAUCGACCUGAAGGACCUGCAGCAGCUGCACCUGCUGAGCCCACUGGAGCCGGGGGGCCCUCCCGGUCUGGAGAUCAACUACGGCUCGGCUGACAGCCCUCAGUCCAUGUGGCUUGAGCUGCCGCAGGCCCAGGAGCUGCUGUACACCAUCGUCUUCCUGCUGGACAGCAGCCUGCCCGUGGCCCAGUGGCCAGGUCUCCAUUGAGGGUGGGGCGUGGGGAGAUGGAUUAGAGGCUGUCCGCGGCCCGAGUCCCCCAGGUCAUUCUGCUUGGAUUUCACACCUGGCUGUGUUCUGGAAUCCAGCAGGCCUAAGUGGACACCACUAGGUGGGGGCUGUUAGACAGAGAGGAGCCAGGCUCCCCCAGGGGUGGGCUCCAGGUCUGGGAGAUGCCUGCCAGGUCCCAGGCCCCGCCCAGGCCCCCAGGGAGCAGGAGCCCGGGUUUGGGGCACAUGGCUACUGAGGAAAUAAAACGCUCGAGGAAAA